Messenger RNA from Theileria annulata, 1473 nucleotides. RefSeq names its product structure-specific recognition protein (SSRP) 1, putative. Gene Ontology annotation, molecular function: histone binding; DNA binding; nucleosome binding. Gene Ontology annotation, cellular component: nucleus; FACT complex. The record is from RefSeq and is a predicted model, not a curated record. Lineage: Eukaryota; Apicomplexa; Aconoidasida; Piroplasmida; Theileriidae. Bases 1 to 1473 code for a protein of 490 amino acids. The transcript has 11 exons.
AUGGCAACACUUGGAACAGUCUCUUCUUUUGGAAAUAUCAAAGGACCGGAUGUUCCAGAUUUCGGAGCUUUCAAAGUAUCGAACGAACUGUUCGGUUGGAAGAAUAAAAGAACAGGCGAAGUAUUACAACACAGAUCAUCAGAUGUUUCCUCAAUUACAUUCGUUAAAACCAAUUCAAAUUUAUAUCAAUUAAGGAUUGAAUUAAAUGAAUCUAAACAAUUCAAAGUUUUAAGAUUUGAUGGAUUCACUGAAAAGGUUCACAUAAUCAUUACACAUCAAAUAUAUAUUGACACUAUAAAUGUAUUGGAUUUGAGUAAACAUUUUGAGGAGAAUUAUAAGAUGUCAUGUGAUAAAGAUGAGGUAUCAUGUACUGGUUGGCAUUGGGGAACAUAUGAGUUUGACAAUACAACGUUCAGACUGAGGAUUAAUAAUAAUUCUGGUCUUGAAAUUGAUGCUCAGUCAAUUAUUCAGGCAACUAUUCCUUCAAAAACUGAUCUUGCUAUUGAGCUUAAGAAUGCUAAUCCACUUAACAAUUCUGAUGAUUUAGUUGAAAUCCGUUUCUGUGUUCCUUCUAAACUUGAUCCUGAAGAUGCUGAAAUCAAACUUGAAGAUCUUAAACAGACAUUUUUGGUGAAGAGUGGUUUGGAUGAGAUGAAGAGUGAGAAGAUAGCAUUAUUGAUGGAUAUACCAUUAAUUGUUCCUAGAGGACGUUAUGAAAUUGAGUUUACUAAACGGAGUAUUAAACUUCAUGGAAAAAGCUAUGAUUAUACUCUAUUAUUCACUAACAUUAUUCGAAUGUUCCUAUUACCGAAACCAAACAGUCCUUAUAUUAACUUUAUUCUUGGAUUAUCACAAUCAAUGAGACAAGGACAAACACGUUAUGCCUAUAUAGUAAUGCAAUUUGAAAGUGAUCAUGAAACUAAAGUCGAUCUCAAUCUACAGGAUAAUGAUCUCAAACAAUAUAAACUUGAUAAAGUACUUGAAGGAAAAACGUAUAAUGUUGUUUCAAGAUUAUUUGGAUCAUUAGUAAAUCGAUCAAUUGUAGUUCCUGGCGAUUUCAAAUCCGAAAAAGGAGAUUCCGCAAUAUCUUGUACUUAUAAAGCUACAAGUGGUCAUUUAUUCCCACUGAACCGUUCAUUAUUAUUCAUUGUGAAGCCCGUAAUAUUCAUCAGAUUUGAGGACAUUGUUAGUGUUGAAUUUAGUAGAACUGGUGUCGUUACACAAAACCGUUUCUUUGCCAUUCUCGUAUCCAUGAGAGGUGGUAUUGAAUAUGAAUUUACAAAUAUCGACAAAACAGAAUUCAAAAAUUUGAAUGAAUAUUUAAUGACUAAGGAUAUAAAGGUGAAAACAAGUGAAGAAACAGAACGUGUUGAACAAACAAAUUAUGAACAAGAGGAGGAAGAAAAUGAGGAAGAUGAUGAAGAAGAUGAAGAUUUUCAAGAUGAAUCUGAGGAAUCCGAAGAAGAAGAAUAA